AUGGAUAUCGAGUUCGACCUGUUGAUCUCGGACGAUGGCGUUUCGCUGGUGUGGAUCCAUCGCAGUCCAUGGCACACUCAGCUGCAAAACUCCAGCAAAUGUGGCUUGAAGUUGCAAGCAACUUUGCUCGUGCAGAGGCCGCCUCCAAGACGUCUGGCAACCACAGUGAUGACUUCUGGGAUUUCUGUGCUGGACGAACGGACGUGGAGCGAACACCGUGGUUCUGGCCAGUGCACGAAGGAAGAUGGGACCCGCUUGAUUCAAAUAAUUCGCGAUCGUGAUGACGAGUGUGAUGAGGACUUUGACGACGUGAAUUACGACGCGGAGUUGGAAGAGAUAAUUAAAAGCACAACGUACUAA
Phytophthora nicotianae INRA-310 is the source of this 360-nucleotide messenger RNA. RefSeq lists its product as hypothetical. The transcript is spliced from 2 exons. Bases 1 to 360 code for a protein of 119 amino acids. The record is from RefSeq and is a predicted model, not a curated record. NCBI's taxonomy places the organism in Eukaryota, Oomycota, Peronosporomycetes, Peronosporales, Peronosporaceae.